Arachis ipaensis is the source of this 1211-nucleotide messenger RNA. Lineage: Eukaryota; Viridiplantae; Streptophyta; Magnoliopsida; Fabales; Fabaceae. The record is from RefSeq and is a predicted model, not a curated record.
UUAUGAAAUCAAUUAUUUCCAAUUAAUUUUGUGAGGAUGAAGCUGGGAGUGUAAUCAGAAAUGGCGGUGCCAACAUUGAAGUUGAGGUGCUUUCCCACCGCACUCCGAUUCCACUCUAACCUUCCUUCAUUCUCCACUCUCCGCCCUCUCCUCUGCCACGCCGCCACCACCGCCAACAGAAACAACAAGAGGAGUAAGAGUAAUAAUAACACCGCUCCUCCUCCUUCUUCUCCUCUUCCCAAACCACCAGCUGGAUUCGUCGUCGACCAACGCGGCAAGCUUGUCUCCGCUUCCAAGCACCGCCUUGCCACUCUCGUUGAUCCGGCAAACAAUCUUCCCUUGGAGUGUGUGGUUAGGAGAGAGUUCACCAGCUCUCAAGGCCACCAGUGCAUGCUGCUCUGCCCGGUCGACUUGCCUAUCCAAAUAUUGAGGAGUACUGGUGUUGGGUGGUCCGAUGUCGGUGAUGCGGAACUUGAAUCUAUCAUGCCUGCUGCUGCCUAUGCACUUGCCAAGAUACGCAUGUAUUUGGUUUACAGUGGAUACUGUUACACAGCUCGUGGUGGAUUUUGCUACUCAGAAGAGAACAUAUUUGACUUUCAUGCAGAUGGUAAAGAGGCGGAUGACUCACCAACUGAAGGUGUAGAAAUUACACAUUUCAGUCAGGAAGGGGAACACUACAUGAUUUAUACACCAUCUGAUCCACUUCUUUUUGUUGCUGUCAAGGAUCAAAAUGGGAUGUUGCAAAUUGCUGAUGAUGGUGACUAUGACGGAGCUAAUGUCAACUUUUGUGGACAGGAACUUCUUGAGGAUCCAGCUGUCUCUAGCGCCAUAGAUGAAGAGACCGAAUUCAAUACCUUGGUGGAGGAAGAAGCUGCACUUCUUGACUCAUUGUUGGGUAAAAGAUAACCAGAAAGUAGUUUCCUCAGAAAUGCCACCAAAUUCUGCUGUUUCUAUUUUUUGUAUAGGAUCAAUUUUGUAUUGUGAGUAUGCAUGUGCUUUAUGUCUAGUGCAGUAUGCUAAUGUUAACAUGUAACAAUUCUCCUUAAGAUUUAGAUUUCAUUUGAUAUAAGCUUUAGCGCUUAAUGUGAUUAUUAUAAAGAUUGCAUGACAUGGAGGCAAUGUAAUAUUGGACCAUUAUUCAAACUUUAACGGCAGAAUAAAUCGUUGUCAGAGGUGCAUCUUCGUCUGCAUUAGACAGUGUAGUGAUGUUA